Pseudonaja textilis is the source of this 1516-nucleotide messenger RNA. It is a transcript of the gene IVD, whose product is annotated as isovaleryl-CoA dehydrogenase. The record is from RefSeq and is a predicted model, not a curated record. Gene Ontology annotation, cellular component: mitochondrion. NCBI's taxonomy places the organism in Eukaryota, Metazoa, Chordata, Lepidosauria, Squamata, Elapidae. Gene Ontology annotation, biological process: L-leucine catabolic process. Gene Ontology annotation, molecular function: flavin adenine dinucleotide binding; 3-methylbutanoyl-CoA dehydrogenase activity.
CCUGCCAGGAUCGGCCGGAGUGGGAGGUCGCUGCGGAGUUCGUGAUGGCGGCUAUCGGGCUGAUCAAGAAGGGCGCUACCAGCUGCUCCCGACGCUGCUUCCUCGGAGGCUUGUCAUUCUGGCGGCGGGGCUGCGCCGGGCUCCCGGUGGAUGAUACGGUGAAUGGUUUGAACGCGGAGCAGCGGCAGCUUAGGCAAACCAUGACCAAAUUCUGUCAGGAACACUUAGCUCCAAAGGCUCAAGAAAUUGAUCGGGAUAAUGAAUUCAAAAAUAUGAGGGAAUUCUGGAAGAAGCUCGGGGAACUCGGAGUUCUGGGAGUAACAGUUCCAGUUGAAUAUGGUGGAUCAGGGAUGGGCUAUCUGGACCAUGUACUGAUAAUGGAAGAAAUAUCUCGGGCUUCAGCAGCAGUUGCAUUAAGCUACGGUGCUCAUUCAAAUCUGUGCAUCAAUCAGUUGGUGAGGAAUGGCAACGAAGCACAAAAAGAGAAAUAUCUACCCAAGUUGAUUAGUGGAGAGCAUAUUGGAGCACUAGCAAUGAGUGAAUCCAAUUCUGGUUCUGAUGUUGUCUCCAUGAAGCUGAGGGCAGACAAAAAAGGGGAUUAUUUUGUUCUAAACGGGAACAAAUUUUGGAUUACUAAUGGCCCAGAUGCUGAUGUUCUAAUUGUAUAUGCUAAAACAGACCCCAGUGCUGUUCCAGCUUCUCACGGUAUAACAGCAUUCAUUGUGGAAAAGAAUAUGCCUGGUUUUAGCACAGCACAAAAACUGGAUAAACUGGGAAUGAGAGGGUCAAAUACCUGUGAAUUAAUCUUUGAGGAUUGCAAAGUUCCUGCUAAUAAUGUAUUGGGACAACUAGGUAAAGGAGUCUAUGUGUUGAUGAGUGGCUUAGAUCUAGAGAGACUCGUUCUGUCUGGUGGACCACUGGGAAUCAUGCAGUCAGUCCUAGAUCAUGCUGUUCCGUAUCUGCAUAUCAGGGAAGCAUUUGGGCAGAAAAUUGGCCACUUCCAGUUGAUGCAGGGUAAAAUGGCUGAUAUGUAUACCCGAUUGAUGGCAUGCCGGCAGUAUGUAUAUAACGUAGCAAAGGCGUGUGAUCAAGGACACAUCAAUGCAAAGGACUGUGCCGGAGUGAUCCUCUAUUCCGCAGAAUGUGCUACUCAAGUUGCUUUGGAUGGAAUCCAGUGUUUGGGGGGAAAUGGCUACAUCAAUGAUUAUCCCAUGGGACGUUUUUUGCGUGAUGCUAAAUUGUAUGAAAUUGGGGCAGGGACAAGUGAGGUGCGCAGAAUAAUAAUUGGUCGGUCAUUUAAUGCUGCAUUUGUUUGAUAAGAAGAAAUGAACUUCAGUAAAGAAGAAUUGAACUUCAAACCAGGAUGCCUUUUCUUUCCAAAUCUUCAAACCAUGCACAACUGUUGCUUUUCGCCUGGAUACUAGGCUAUCCACCCCAUUUUUGAAAUUAUUACGCUGCUAAAUUUAAGAAGACACGACUAUUACAGUUACAGUGGAACAAAAUAGGCGGUUCAAGU